This is a messenger RNA of Sceloporus undulatus (fence lizard), 4004 nucleotides long. RefSeq names its product retinol dehydrogenase 8 (gene RDH8). Gene Ontology annotation, cellular component: cytoplasm. NCBI's taxonomy places the organism in Eukaryota, Metazoa, Chordata, Lepidosauria, Squamata, Phrynosomatidae. Gene Ontology annotation, biological process: estrogen biosynthetic process. The transcript is spliced from 7 exons. The record is from RefSeq and is a predicted model, not a curated record. Bases 238 to 1071 code for a protein of 277 amino acids. Gene Ontology annotation, molecular function: estradiol 17-beta-dehydrogenase [NAD(P)+] activity.
CUUCUAGGCACUAGUCCCUGCAGCUCAGCCAUGGCCAAGGCAACUCCACGCACCGUGCUUAUCACCGGCUGCUCCUCGGGCAUCGGGCUGCGCAUGGCUGUGCAGCUGGCACAGGAUCCUGGCAAGCGAUUUCACGUCUAACCUGAAGUCUCUCUUUACUGCACAAUAUGUGGCUCUGUGGGGGUUUUGGACUGAGAAAGUCAAAGCUGAAAAGUGGAACAAUGAAUCAUUGCCACCAUGCGUGAUCUCCGCAAGAAAGAUAAACUGGAAGCAGCUGCUGGAGACACACUCAAUAAGACUCUCACCAUCCAGCGCCUUGACGUCUGCAAUGAUGAGUCUGUAACUGAAUGCAUCAACAGCCUUCCUGGGAAACAGCUGGAUGUGCUGGUGAACAAUGCUGGGGUGGGGCUCGUGGGCCCCGUGGAGUCCAUAUCCAUCGAUGAUAUGAAGCGUGUCUUUGAGACAAACUUUUUUGGUGCCAUUCGCAUGAUCAAAGCUGUUCUCCCUGAGAUGAAGAAACGUCAGAAAGGGCACAUUGUUGUCAUCAGCAGCGUCAUGGGGUUACAAGGUGUCCCCUUCAAUGAUGUCUAUGCUGCCUCCAAGUUUGCAAUGGAAGGGUUCUGUGAAAGCCUGGCUGUACAGCUCCUCAAAUUCAACAUUUUCAUAUCUAUGGUGGAGCCUGGCCCAGUGAACACAGAAUUUGAGAUGAAGCUGAUGGAGGACGUGGCACGUUCUGAGUUCCCAGGAGCCGAUGCUGCCACAGUGCGCUACUUCAAGGAGAUCUAUCUGCCAGCUUCACAUGAGAUCUUCACCACCAUGGGCCAGACUCCUGAGUCAGUGGCUAAGGCUGUUGUGAAUGUCAUUGCAAAAGAGCGUCCACCAUUCCGGACACAGACCAAUACACUGUACACCCCGCUGGUGGCCCUGAAGUAUGCUGACACCUCAGGGGACCUCUCUGUUGGGACCUACUACAACCUGCUUUUCCGCUUCACUGGCAUUUUCCACCUCAGCAUGAGCUUCCUCAAAUGCAUCACUUGCAGCUGUUUCCGGCGCCGGGUGACACCUGCCUGAGGAGAUGGUUGCUGGAUGGUAGUGCAGCCUCACCUCUCUGCAGGGACCUCCUUUGGAUGACCAAGGUUCAAGUAGAAGUACAUAAGAUGUUUUGCUUCAGAUCAGCACCUACCCUGGCUUGAAAGUUGCAGGGCUCCUGGAGACUUUGCAGAUGAGGAAGUGUGGCAAGGGGAUGAGCAGUGAACUUGUUCAGGAGGUGGGUAGCAGUUGGCACCUUUCCUGAGCAAGAUGGCUCCCUACCCUUGCCCUGUGUAAGAUCAGGCCUUUGUAUUUCAUGGUAAUGGCAUUCUAGAAUGCAUGUAUAUGGCUGGAGUGAUCAGACUAGAAAGCUAGAGAGGAGGAAAUGGAAACUUGUGAUUCUACUUUUGGUCUGUUUUCCAUGCCUUUACAGAUAUAGAAUGAAAGGCAAUGAGAUUGAGCUUUGAUGGACUGUAAAAGUUCCAUCAUACAUGUGCUGUUGUUCAUGUGCCAUCAAAUCAGCUUUGACUAAUGAAUGAGAGACCUCCAAGUUACCUUGCCAUCAACAGCCCUGCUCAGGUCUUGCAAACUCAGGGCCAUGGUCUUCCUUUUUUCCUCCUACUGCCUUUAGCUUUACUGAGAAAUAUUGUCUUCUCCAGUGAAUCAUACAUAACUCAAGAGAAAGUAAUGUGGACUUAAUGCGUAUAAAGUAAUGAAGACAGAGUAGUCACAGGAGUUCCAUACAAUCUGGGUAGCAACCCACUCCCCUGCGGAGUAGGGGCUUAAGAAGCCUAGAAUCCUACUUUGCAAAUUGUAUCAAUUUCCCUCAAUUCUUUCAAAUUGAAGUGGAGAUUUGGGCCUUUGUCUUGUGAACCCAGCUAUAAACUGGCCAGAAAUUAUGAGGCAGAAUGAGGUGAAGGUGACAUGAGUCAAAGCUGCAGGUUGACUUGAAACAAAUUGGCCUUCAGCUUGAGGAAGCUAUUAUAUUAUGAUGAAAGCUUACAUAAUAUUAGCUAAAACUGGCAUACUGUGAACUUAUCAGAGCCCUGGCUGAGCUUUCAUUGAUGUCCCAGCAUGUUGAUGAAUAUCCUAACUUCUGAGAAAGAAGGUUAAGCACUUCAUAAAGAUCUAACAUAAAAAGGCAAAAAUCCUGAAGGAAGUUUGAAGGAAAUUAAAAGACUAUUAAUACAGCUAAGUAAGAUCCCUCAAUAUCUAAAUGGUAUUUGCAGAGUAAUGCAGCUGCUGUAAAGAAAGUUGAAGUCUGACAAGGUCAAAAUAUGAGACAAGCGGUUCUGGGUGAAAAAGGUACAGAGGACCCAGGACUGAGGAGGCUAGAAGAAAAAGGAGGAUCCGCAGUAUCAUUGCUUGGGGCAAUGAAUCUACUCUGGGUUUAACUCUAAACUUUAAAUGAGAUAUUCAAGUACCAGGCCUAUUUGGGAGCUAGGAUUCAGGACUUUUGACCUCUUUAAAGGUUUGAGAUUCACCACCUCAGUGACAUGGAUGCCACCAGCUGCCAUAGAUUAGCAGCCCCUUCCCCAAAAUAAAAGGCUUGGGGGGGGGGGUCACGUGCGAUUGUUUAGAAUGAGAAUGGCUACAUUAAGGGUUUUGCCUCCUAAGAGUGGCCAAGGGGAGACUAGAGUAAAUUUCUGAGCAGAGCAUGAUAGUGGGGAAUGUGUGGCCCUUCAAAUACCACUAGAUUGCAACCCACAACAUCCCUCACCAUAGACUAUGCUAACUAGGAGUGAUGGAAGUUGUAGUCCAACAACAUCCAGAGGGCCACAUGACUCAUUAUCACUGCUCUUGGUGCUCCUGUGAUGGCCAUAGCUUGAAAGUAGCACUAGCAGACCUAACACCCAUCUAUCCAUUUACACCAAGUUUCUAUAAAGUUACUAAUGCCGAAAAACAGUCCUAAAUGCUAUUUUCCAACUUUUACCACUAAAGGAAUUCCUGGGUCCCAAAUCAGCUUGUCUGCCAUGGAGCCUCUGUGCUACAGAACAUUUGGCAGCAAGUUCUAAGUGCAUGGCCAGUUCAACAGAGGGAGAACCAUGCACCUUUCUAGAUGUUGUUGGACUGUAUCUCUUGCCACUAUAGCCAAAGGCAUGGAAUACUGGGAGUUGAAGUCCAGCCACAUCUGCAGGACCACAUAAUUCCCAUCCCCAGUACAGAGCAGGAGCUGGGUCUACUGGAACUUGCUAUUACCCCAUAAUAAUUGACCACAGCCAACAAUCCAGAGCACAGCCAAUACUCCAGUGUGGGUGCACACUGCUGGAAAAGGUUGGCAGUGGUUAUUGGCUAUGCCUAUCUUUCAGGGAAACAUUCGUAUAUCAUCACCAGAGCUUGGAAAGAUUAUCUGCAACAUCCAGAAUCCCCCAACCUAUUUCACAGGUUGUUCUCCCUAUAGGUUGUCCCUGUUGUUCUCUGCCCCCUAACAGCUGUCCUAUCUUACUUAUUUGGUUAAUAUAGAAAUAGGAGCUCAUGAGGCAUUUCAAACUCAUGGGGAAUUGCUUGCCAUGUCAGCGCUCGCCUCUGCAAUGUCAGGUAAUGCACCCCACCAUCGUCAAUGUUACACGUAGCACUUGCUGCGUACCAUUGUCCUCAAGCAUAGAAAAGGCCCUAAGUGUAAUCUUUAUACCUACAAGGAAAAUCAGAAAAGAGGUUCUUGGGAUGAGCUAGAGAGAAUAUAACUUAGGAAUCAUGUUGUUUUACCAGAGACAGGUGAUUUAUUAAGAACAGAGGAGUGAAACGUGUGCUUUCCUCCAGCCAUUGUUAGAUUAUAACUCCUACAAUCCUUCACAACUUGUUGUGCCAGCUAGGACUGAUGAACAGUGCAACCCAGCAGCACCUGGAAGGUGACUACAUAGUCUGUUUGUGAAGAAUGUAAGCAGCAGCACUGGUGCCAUUUCAAAAAGGACAUUCUCUAUUUGGGCCACAUUUGUGGGGAGGAUAUCAUCAUUCUUACCUUUUUUGUUUAGAUA